This is a messenger RNA of Parathielavia appendiculata, 1777 nucleotides long. RefSeq names its product DNA repair protein rad18. The coding region runs from base 120 to 1508 and encodes 462 amino acids. The transcript has 2 exons. The record is from RefSeq and is a predicted model, not a curated record. Gene Ontology annotation, biological process: protein monoubiquitination; DNA damage tolerance. Lineage: Eukaryota; Fungi; Ascomycota; Sordariomycetes; Sordariales; Chaetomiaceae. Gene Ontology annotation, molecular function: single-stranded DNA binding; ubiquitin protein ligase activity. Gene Ontology annotation, cellular component: nucleus; Rad6-Rad18 complex.
UCAGUACAGAUGUUUGAAUCUUUUGGACACGAACAACAACAUGCCCUUCCCUUAAUUGAAGCUUUCACAUCUGCCUCGCAUCCACACCCAUACAUUCCCCCCUCCUUUUCCUGGCAAAAAUGGAAUCCUGCAACGCCGAGGCCUUCGAUGUGCCCGACUCGACCGACUGGAUCGGCACCCCGCUUGCAGGCCUCAUGGAGGUUGAGCAGGCCUUCCGCUGCCACGUCUGCAAGGACUUCUACAACUCGCCCAUGAUUACCUCGUGCAACCACACAUUCUGUUCCAUAUGCAUCCGGCGCUGUCUGUCCGUCGACGGCAAAUGCCCCUUGUGUCGAGCACUCGACCAGGAGUCCAAGCUGCGGGGCAACUGGGCGCUGAGGGAGGCUGUCGACGCCUUCGUCAAAUCUCGGGAUACGAUGUUGCGGUUCGCGAAGACUCCCGCCACCGUUGCCACACCGAGAUCACCCAAGCGGAAAGCGGAGGAGUUGGAAGGGCUAGGACAAGAAGAGCGGAGGAACAAGAGACCGAGGAUGACGACGCGGUCAAGCAAGGCGAAAGCGGUGGAGGCUACUGCUGCCAUCAUGUGCGAAGAGGUUGAUGUGCCAGAAAGCGAGGACACAGCAGAUUAUGGGCCUGAGCCUGACGAUGGACUUGUUGCAUGUCCAAUCUGUUGGACACGAAUGAAGCCGUGGCAAGUUGACAGACACAUCGACACGUCAUGCCCGGGGUCCCCUCAACCACAGAAGGCGCAGCCAUCGACAGCAAGCGACCGGGGAGGGAACUGCACGAGCAUGCCCCGAAACCCAUUCCAGAACCCGCCCACACCAACAAAGGCGCCAGAACGCCUCCCAGCACUCGCAUACUCCAUGCUCAAAGACACUGCGCUUCGCAAGAAGAUGUCCGAACUAGGGCUUUCGACGGCCGGGUCACGACAAAUGCUCGAGAGGCGACACCAGGAGUGGGUCACGAUAUGGAACGCUAACUGCGACUCGGCAAGGCCCAAACGGCGCGCCGAGCUGCUGCACGACCUGGAUCUGUGGGAGAGGACGGUGGGCAGCCGCGCGCCGGCCAUGUCACGCGCAGCAAACACGGGAGCGCAGAUCAAGGACAAAGACUUCGACGGGGCGGCCUGGGCGGCGAAGCACGGCAAUUCCUUCAAGGAUCUCAUCGCGAAAGCGCGUAGCUCGAGGAGCAAGGCCACCCAGAAGGUAGAGGAGGGCAAUGCGGCCGAAGAGCCAGGAACAGCGCAAAGUGACGGGGGAGGGCCGAAUGGAACGGUACCAAAGGCGCCGCCGUUAGUGGCCGAUGUGGACUUGACAAUGCCGCCAUCAAGUCAGCCAGAGCCGCCCGACUCGCCAUCUAAAGGGGGCAAUGGUCCUCUCCUGGGGGGCCAAGUUGGCAUUCUAGGAGGUUCAGGGAGUUUUUUUGGGAACGAGGUGCUCUAUCCUCAAGCAGACAGCAUAUCCACGUGCAGCCCAUCCAGGGAGUCAGAGGGGGCGCCCUUUUGAGCAUGGCUUCCUUAAAAAAACAGACGAUCGGUUUGACCUUCGUUAUGGCCGUGCCAAGCGACGACUCCAGCCCGAAUCAUGACUAUUUUACCCUAUCUCAUGCAUACCUUGGCCAAAACGCCAGUAGCCGCCCUACAAGUAGAAAACCGUUUCUCCCAUCAUGCAAACGCCAGUAGUGCUCAGGAUGUGCUGUUCGAAUGGUUCGUUACACUAGAGAGGGAGAACUGAAUUAGCCUCUGUAUCUCUGCUUGCACAACAAGCAGAGGAGG